Molecule: messenger RNA, 2952 nt
Organism: Delphinapterus leucas (beluga whale)
Lineage: Eukaryota; Metazoa; Chordata; Mammalia; Artiodactyla; Monodontidae
Source: RefSeq, a predicted model, not a curated record
GCUACAGCUUCCAUCAGGCACUACUUCAACGGAACAGGAAAGGAUGUGGGGGCGUGGCCCCAACGCCCUGGUAGCUUUGAAGACAAACUACAACUCCCAGGAUAGCCGCGAGAUCUCUGCAGAGCGAAAGGAGUGACUGAACUCUGACUGGAGGCCGGGCUGGUCCGGAACCACCCCGACAGUCUCCAGAAAGGGGCGUGGUUAUAAUUUAAGGGCGUGGCCUUACAGGCAGCAGGAAGAAGUUACCUGUUGAAUCUUCCUAUCCAUUCUCUUCCCAGCCUUUGUAGCUAACCCUAAGAGGGAAGCCGCAAACCACUAGCCUCUUCUGAAAAAGAGGUAAGUGGACGUAGACAAGGGGCAGCGAAGGAGGCUAUUGCAUUCCUUAGGAGGGGCCAAACAGCUACUUUCUACCGGCUGAGUCAGGUGAACCGUUCCAUGCGGGCGGGGACCAGCAUAUGAGAAAAGGGCAAGGACGGAGGAGGUAUUUAUUUGUUCUCUUUCAAGACUAAAUUUAGGGCCCUUCGUCUGCAGACCCAUUGGCGGACUGUGUCUUGGGAACCCUCUUGGCCUCUGGAAGAGCAAAGAACGGGGGCCAGUUUUCCGCAGCAAAAGGUACGGCCCGUCUGGGCUUCCUCCCGUCUGUGUAUUUCCUAGCCCCCAAACGACAGAGCCAUAUGGCUUCCGCGGUCUGGGGGAGUGCUCCCUGGUGGGGCCCACCGCCCCCAGCCCCAGCCCGGCCGCUCACGGACAUCGACUUCUGCUCUGCGGCGCAGCUGCAAGAACUAACCCAGCUGAUCCAGGAGCUGGGUGUGCAGGCGAGCUGGAGUGAAGGUCCCAAUCCAGGACCAGAUCUCCUCCAGGCCAAGGACUUUGUUUUCUCUUUGCUUGGUCUCGUUCACCGCCGGGACCCUCGCUUUCCUCCUCAGGCAGAGCUCCUGCAACUUCGUUGCGGGAUUCGCGAGGGCUCCCUGGAUCUGGGGCCUGCGCCUCUAGGUCCCUACGCUCGGGGACCUCACUACGACGCCGGCUUCACACUCCUGGUGCCCGUGCUUUCGCUAGAUGGCACUGGGCAGGAGCUGCAACCGGACGUGGGAUCCUGUUACACAUGGCUCUUCCUCCCAGAGCAGGUACGCGGAACCUCGGUCCGGGAGGCAUGGCAGGAUUGCCUAGGACCCCCAGUCCCAGGAGGACGUGAUUCGAUCCACCCAGCCCAAAGCAAAGAAACUCCCAAGGAUCCGCAAAUCUCUGUGGACCACUUACACGUCACUGAGCCUGAGGCACACGAGUCUUUGGAAAACUCACCUAGUAAUGUUUCAGUGCCAGAGUUGCCUCAACAAGACGUAACCGAUGUUGGCUUUCCCUCACCACUGAAAAAAACGAAUGGUGACGUCACCAAAGCAACCGACGUUAGCCCAGUGCCACAGCCGUUGGAGGCUCCGGAGGCAUGGCCCACAUUGUGCCCCGCCCAGGUGGCUGCCUGGUUCUCUGCUUCGCUGGCUGCGGUCACUGAGUCCCCGUUUCCGGUUCCGGGUGCCCCGCGCUUGGUCCACGCAGCCCGCCACGCGGGGGUCACCACCAUCCUCCUGGCUACGCCCGGGCCCCCGCGCCGCCUCCUGCUUUUCGACUUGAUCCCCGUGGUGUCCGUGGCCGGCUGGCCCCAGGGGCCUCGGAGCCACUCGUGGGCCGGCCCGCUGGCCUCGGAGUCGUCUUCCUUCUACCUGGUGCCCGGCGGCGGCGGCGGCACAGAGCGGCCGGACGCCUCCGGCUGGCAGCUCUGCUUCGCCUGCCAAGAGCUGGCGCUCAAGACGCGCAUAUCCGUUCCCCUGCUGCAAGGGCACGCGGCGGCCCAGGCGCUGCUGCGCCCUCUGGUGGCCGGGACUAGGGUCGCGACGCCCUACCUCCUGCGGACGUUGCUCUACUGGGCGUGUGAGCGGCUGCCCGCGCCCUAUCUGGCGCGAGCCGAGAAUGCGGGCGCCUGCUGCCUCGGGCUGCUGGAUGAGCUGGGCCGGGUGCUCGAGGCCGGGACGCUGCCCCACUAUUUUCUGAGUGGCCAAAAGCUCCGUGCGGGGGACGGCGCCGCUUCGCUGCUCGGGGCGUGCCCUGCCCGCGCCCUGCGCGCCGCUGUGGAAGAGGCCAAGGCUGCACGCAAGGGGGGCGUCUUAGCGGGCGUGGGAGGCGGGGCCCAUUAAAGACGCUGUUCCUACUAACCUGGAAUGUGCUUCUGUUGGCCAGCGGGAUGUGAAAGGGACUGCUCUCCCCUCACCUGGGAGACAGGCUGAGCGCUUUGGGCCCGAAGAGCCCGUUCUACAAGGCCUCCUCGCCGGUUCCUCCGCUUCCUCCCACCCUCCUCCCGCCCCAUCCCUGGCACAGGUCGUUCCAUUCUGGCCUCUCCACUUUCCAAAUCUGUGGUCAGCACCCCUCCCACUCCGGUGCAGCCUCUGGCAUCCAUCUCCCGCCAGUUCUUAUGGUCUUUUCUCCUAGGAGUCAAUAGGGAUGGGGGUAAUAUAUUUGCUGAAAAAACGUGUAAAGGAGAAAGGUAUGGAGACCAGGGACUGACCAAUUUGUCUCACACAAAAGCAGAGACAUUAAGGAGGCCGGAUUUCACCCCAGGCUAGACCUCACCACCACCGCUAUCUCUUCAGUUAUUCCCCCCACCUUCCUCGUCCAGUUCUGUCCUCCAUCCCGGGCAGUAGGGUCCCUUUCUCCAUUCUCGGGGCAUCCGCCAUUCCAUCUAUCUAAGCCCAACCUCUCCCCCCAUCCAGAGUUCCAUUCAGUGGAGUCGCCUCCUUGUCCCUCCUCCUCUGAACCCCGAGACGUGCGAGACAUGCGGCCUUGCCUCGGCUCCGCCUGUCUCUAAGACCGUCGCCACUCCCUGCCUCCAAGGAACCCCGGGGUUCCGCCCGCCCAGCUUCACCUCCCCCUCUUUCCCGGCGUCUACGCCCCCUGCCCCGC